AUGGAUGACAUCUUAGCUCAAGUGCUCAAUGGGUGCAAGCUCGCCGGAGAGCUCGAAGGCUGCCUCGCAACUCUAGCAAACCAACCCCAACUUCUCUUGAGCUCUUGUGAGAAAGUUGUAGAUACAUUCAAUAAAGUUAUCUAUAGCCUUAGCCUUCAAACAUCUCAACACUUGGUUCUUGGAGAGCCACUUCAUGGUGGACCACGCUUGGGCUUAACAAUGGGAGAAGGUUCAAGUAGUCAUGGAUUCAUGCAACCAUGCAUGGACGUCAUGAAUCAAGAGAAUGAAAUUGGAGGCUUAGGAAUAGGAGGAGGGAGCUCAAGAAGUAUGGGCAUGAUAGAGUUUGGUUUUAGUCAAAGUGUGGAAGAUGUUGAUGUGUUUGGCCGGAGAGGAGAAGCUCCGGUCACCGGCGGGAGGAUAUCAGAUGAACCAUCGUCCUCUCACAAGCCAUCAUCUCGCAAGAGGAAAGAUGGUGCAGGAGCGCGCACAAUGCGUGUGGCAGCACCGCGUAUAGGAAAUACAGAGAUCCCACCUGACGAUGGGUACACAUGGCGGAAGUACGGUCAAAAAGAUAUUCUUGGCUCCAAGUUUCCAAGGAGCUAUUACCGUUGCACACACAAGAAUUAUUAUGGUUGUGAAGCAAAGAAAAAAGUGCAAAGAUUAAAUGAAGAUCCAUACACAUAUGAAGUGAGCUACUGUGGUGAGCACACCUGCCAAACCUCCACCUCUCCUCUCGUUAUCUCUUCUCUACCUCCUCCUCCGGUCACCGGAGCCACCCUAACUCCUGCAACCUCUCUAUCAACUUCUAUCAACUUGGGAAGUUGGUUUUCAAGAGAAGUUGACAGUGGCCGAGUUCCGGCAGCUCUGCCUUCUUCUGAAACUCCGGCCGGCAGGGACGGAGAUUAUCCGGUGGCCGAUCUCGCGGAAGUGAUGUUUAACUCCGGCAGUAGUGGAAGUAGCAUGGAUGCCAUUUUUAAUUCAAAGCAGGAACAUUGGAAAGGAUAA
Molecule: messenger RNA, 1005 nt
Organism: Dioscorea cayenensis subsp. rotundata (Guinea yam)
Lineage: Eukaryota; Viridiplantae; Streptophyta; Magnoliopsida; Dioscoreales; Dioscoreaceae
Product: WRKY transcription factor 55-like
Exons: 3
Coding region: 1-1005 (334 amino acids)
Biological process (GO): regulation of DNA-templated transcription
Molecular function (GO): sequence-specific DNA binding; DNA-binding transcription factor activity
Source: RefSeq, a predicted model, not a curated record